CAAAGACAGACUCGUGGUUGCGUGGUCUGUUUGGAUGGAUGGAUGGAUGAAUGCCCUGCUGGCCAUUUGAUGCUUUCGUAGACACACCCUCAUGUCCUGCCUGUUCCAUCGACACAAUUACAUCCAUUCAUGUGCGAGGACUAUACAGUAAUAAUCCACGACGCACGACCGAAAAACCCUUUCGUUGACCCUCUCAUUGACACACCUCCCCCCCUCUCAUUGACAACCAUCCGUCCAAAAAUCAUCAACCGCUCUUCCUCUCCUCCCAUCUCUCCUCUCUGCUCACGUCCAUCCAUCCAUCCAUGCAUGUCGCUAGGGUCAUCAUCUCGGCCAUACGUAGGCACCAAUUUGAGCCCGAAUGCGCCGCCUGAUGCGUGCGAGGGGGAUGGGCAGCUCUUCUCCUUCCUCCCCCUCCUCCCUCUCCUCUUGUUUCUCGUCCGGCUUGUGCUUGACGGCCAUGUGUGGGUCGCUCAGCAGGCGGGACUUGACGUACUCGUAGACGCCGAACUGGAUGCCGAUCAUCGGCACCACACUCAUCAGACGCAUCGGCAAAGCCCUGCAUAAACAAUGACGCCAUUACACACGCACAAAUGCGGCAAGUGAGUGUGUGUGAAGAGACAUACAUGGCCCUUGUACGUACCUGUAGAGCCUGCCGACGCCCUCCUCCUUGAUGACCCGCAGGAAGCAGUCAAUUAUUCCUUUGUACGGCUGAACCGCACCCAACGUCGCCUGGCAGAAUUCGCACACCAUACACACACACAUACAUACACACAGCAAACAGACGUGUGACCCCGCCCUCCCGCCCGGCCGCCCACCUGUGUGACGAGGCGUGUCUUGACGGUGUCUACGGGUAUCAUGAUGGCCACCACUAUGCCCGCCGCAGUGGCGCCUAUCAAGAAAUUCUCCGCGUCAGACGGAUCUCGUGGGAAGAUAACCGAGUGCAAAUUCCGCAGCUGCUCACACACACAUAUACACACAUACGAUGGUCGUGUUGCCCGUUGGCGUCAGUCAACGUGCGUGUGUGUGUGUGUGUGUGUACCUGUUGGUAUGCGACCCAUGUGAGGGAGUAUGAGGGGAUCUUCUGGAUCAUCCCGGGGAACCACCCGGUGUAGAGGCCCCGCACACCCUCUGUGCGCAGCAGCUUGCUCAGCCCCGACACCAGAUUGGGGUAGAUCCCUGCAUGCCGCAAGGGGCACACACAAAGGUGGCUGGCCAUGUGUUGGUGUCCUAGCAAUGCUUGCCUCUCUCUCCUACCUCUCCUACCUGUGACGAUUCUGUCCACCAGGACCAUCUGUGGUGUGCUGAUGACCGAGCACAGGAACGUGGCUGACGCCUGACACACACAGGGAGGGCGGGGGAUGGGUGGGCGGGUGGGUGGAUGGGUCUGCUAUGGUGUGACUGGUUGCCUGUGAGCAGAAGUCGAAGACGAAUCCCGCCUGCUUGAUGGGCAUCAGGCGGGUCAUCUGAUGCUUCAUGAACUGCACACACACACAUACAGCACCCAUGCACCGACGAAACAUUCGUGGAUUGCACGCCAGUGUGUGUGUUCUGUCCCUCCCCGACCCACCCCCAGGACAGCGAAGUUCAUGGCUCCAUGUGGGAGGGAUAUGAGGAACUGUGCCCCCGCCCCUCGCCACCAUAUCCCUGGGUGGCCCAGGAAGUACCCCCACCCCUGCCACGUGUUGCGGCCCUGCAGCAGCGUCUUGACGCCUAUCAACGGAUGCACCGCCGUCUGGGCCACACUGAAUGCAGACAAAAAUACAAAAAGAGAUCCAUGGAUAAGCAUAAGCAGACAGACAUCCUCUCCUCAGGCAUGCAUGUAAGUGUGUGUCUGUGUGUCGUGCUCACCUCCUGCUGAGUGCUCCGGCGAGCAUGUUGCCCCAGAAGGUGAGCUUGCCCUUGUCGUGCAGGGGUAAUGAUAGACCGUCCAGCAGAGAAAACGACAUCGGCCGCCUCACCAGCGCCGCAAGACGCCGGUGCCGCCUUUCGGGCCUCGAUUCAGCCGGCUGCUCGGUGGCUGGAAGCUCCCCCGCCCUCCUCUUUCUCCGCUUUAGACGAGGUAACACAGAACGAGAGGUCUGCAGUGCCCCCUUCCCAUCACCACCGUCAGCCGUCCCCCUGUGCUGACCAGUCCUCUUGGGCAGUGCAUUCCGCAGACCGUUGGCAGUGACGAGAUGCCGAAUCGAUGAAGGCACACUCCCGCACUCACAGCAGAAGAGCAUGAGCAGCAUCACAGCCGCGUGCACAAUGGCAAGCACGACAGCACGGAACGGUGACGGUGACGGCAGGGGGAGAGAAAUGGGAUGCGGUCUGCGGCGAGCGGGGCUGGAAUGCCAUGGUGUUGGCCUUCUGCUGCAGGCGUCGUGCCAUCUCUCUGCUGCAGAUGAUCUCUCUGAGGGCUGAUCUAGGGAUGAUUCUUGCCUGGACGGGUAAUGGCUGAUGGACUCCAUCUUCGUACAGCUUCCUCUCUUCGCCUUUCGCG
Vitrella brassicaformis is the source of this 2482-nucleotide messenger RNA. The record is from the annotation of a GenBank genome assembly. NCBI's taxonomy places the organism in Eukaryota, Vitrellaceae.